CCAAGCAGAAGCCAAGCUUAAGAAAUCCCCAGGAAAUGGAGUCCCUUGCGAACGUCUAUCGCUACCAAAACCCUGUCCAUGUCUCUCUCCAUCAUCUUCCAUCGUUCGCAAGGCCAGUCUCCUCUUUCUCCUUCCUCAGGACCUCCUCGAAGUCGAUAACGUCUAUCAGAGCCUCCUCCACACCUAUCUCUUCGAAACCACAAGAACUUCAUUCUUCCCAUCAUCCAAUUCAAAUCCUAAAACCCCUCGCCUCUCUUCUCAAAACCACCUGUAUCGCUCUAGCCGCCACCGCUUUGUCCUUCAACCGCUUCAGUAAGCCCUCAUUUGCUGCCCCGGUCGCCCAACCCACCGUUGAGUCUGCCAAGGGAACCUACGAAACAGACUCCGACGAAGAGAAAGAGAGAACCCUGGAAGAGUAUUUGGAGUCCAACCCCGACGAUGUUAAGGGGCUCAGAUCCCUCAUGGAGGUUAAGAUCAAAGCACGCAAGCUUCAGGAAGCCAUCUCAGUGAUCGAUAGGUUGAUCGAAAUCGAACCCUCCGAGAAGGAAUGGCCUUUACUGAAAGCCCAUCUUCAGAACUACAGCGGUGACGGCGAAUUGGCCAAGUUAGGGUUCGAAGAGAUUAUUUCCAAGGAUCCCCUUUUUGUUGAAGCAUACCAUGGCCUUGUUAUGGCCACCUCUCAAUCAGAGUCGGGUGAACUGGGAGACGUCUUGAAAAGGAUCGAGAGCGCUAUGGAGAAGUGUAAGAAGGAGAAGAGGAAGGAGGAUUUGAGGGAUUUUAAAUUGCUGCUUGCUCAGGUUAAGGUCAUUGAGGGUAAUUAUAUGGUUGCUUUGAAGGUUUAUCAGGAGCUUGUAAAGGAAGAGCCAAGGGACUUCCGGCCGUAUCUCUGUCAGGGGAUUAUCUACACUUUGCUGCAGAAGAAAGAUGAGGCCGAGAAACAGUUCCAGAAGUAUCGGCGACUCGUCCCAAAGGAACACCCAUAUGCUCGUUACUUCGAUGAUAACAUGCUUGCGACCAAAGCGUUUUCUCAGAUGGCGGAGAAUCAAAGAACAGGAUCUAAGAGCUGAGAAAUGGGUAUUUUUCUUAUAGUUCCUGAGCAACAGGUUUCGAGUCCAUCAAUAUUAGCAUGGUGAUGUUGUAAAGGUGGCUUUUCUGCUUUACUUUAUUUGUUUAUUUUUAUAGCAGCGAUUUUUAUUGUACUUCUCCUUUCCGUAGCCAAUGAUAGAGGUGCCCAAAUGCAAAUUUUGUUGUCAGUCAUGACAUUUUAAUCUUGAUUUCUUAGCUGUUGUCUAUUAUCAAUGAAGAGUGAAGGAAAAAAAAUGUUUUUUGAUUAUC
Messenger RNA from Telopea speciosissima, 1335 nucleotides. RefSeq names its product protein SLOW GREEN 1, chloroplastic-like. NCBI's taxonomy places the organism in Eukaryota, Viridiplantae, Streptophyta, Magnoliopsida, Proteales, Proteaceae. The transcript has a single exon. Gene Ontology annotation, cellular component: chloroplast thylakoid membrane. The record is from RefSeq and is a predicted model, not a curated record. Gene Ontology annotation, molecular function: protein binding. The coding region runs from base 36 to 1067 and encodes 343 amino acids.